AUGUGCCUACGCGAAGCGAAGCGGAUGAAUGCCGGUACCGGACCUUCGAUGUUCCUCAAACAGUGGCGUUCACAGAGCAAAGUGAAUGUGUUUGUCUGCUCCAAUCAUCCGUGCGUGAUCUACUCGAUGAAAAACAAACUAGUGUUUGCCAAUUUGAACUUGAAGGAGGUGAAUUAUAUGACUCCCUUGAAUGGGGCGUUUUACAGUGAUUGUGAAUGCAGUACCACUCACAAUGUGGAACAGUAUGCAGACCCGACCUCCGUGUCUGCUCUGGAACGCAAAUUCCGGGAAAUUGAAGUCUCUUCCUUGCUCAUUUUCAACCAGUCCAAUAUGGAAUUGUUGUUCGCUCACAGUUUUUACUACAGUCAAACCCUAAUCGAGGUGGCUAUCAGUAUCACUUCGAUCAAGUUGGAGAAUAGUAACGGUUCUUCGGGAGUCCUUUAUGCGGUGGGCACUGCAUUUCUGGUGGAAGAAGAAUCUGAACCGUCCAAAGGUCGAAUUCACCUGUUCCAAUGGGAUCCGGAAAAGUGCAAAUUGGAAACAGUGCUGGUUCACGAUGUGAAUGGUGCCGUAUAUCGGCUUGUUCGUCUGUUUGACAUCAAAGAAGACUCGUUGCGAUUGGCCUGCAGUUUCAACGAGAACAUAAUGGUAUUGUAUUUGCGUCGCAAAGGUGACUUCGUUCUGGUUGGUGACUUGAUGCGGUCACUCACGUUACUGCUGUACAAACCAAAUGUAAACAACUUCGAGGCCAUCGGACGACACAGACAUCCUCGAUGGACUACUUGCAUUGAGAUUCUGGACGACGAGCAUUUUCUCGCGGCCGAAGUCGAAAACAAUUUGUUUGUGGUUUCGCGUGAUUCCCCGGAGAACACUCAAGAGCCCAGUGUUCGAGCUGUAUUGGCUCCGUCUGCCGGUGAUUUAUGUUUCCUCCCAUCGCCAGCCGCCCUACAACGGGAUGGAGUAGGUCCGGGGACACAGACUGCGGAUGGCGAUGAGAAUGCAGCAAAUGCGGUACCCAGCUCAACUUCACUUGGUGCUGAUCCCCCUGCCUCGGGUCCAUCAACAGGUGAUGGUAGGCGUCCUUCAAACUCCUCUUCCUCACGGAACGCCAAGGGCCCCAAGCUCGACGCGCGCUCGUCUGUCUCUGGUGAAAUGCAACGACUGGCUGAUUGUGCUUACAUCCACACCGGUGAUUUCAUCAACGUAUUCGCUCGAGGUAGUCUUGUAUUGCAAAAUAACGAGGAGCGCUGGUCAGCCAUCGGUAAUCCGGCCCACAUGUAUGGCUCCGUCAGUGGCAGUCUGGGAUUGUUGAUUCAAAUUAAUAUGGAAGAGUUCGGUGUCGCCGGCUCCUCCUGUGUAUCAGAUCCCGUAACCCGGGAAUGCACUGUGGCGGAUUUGGUCAAAGUCGUUGAAGAAAUGGCUCGACUACAUUAG
Echinostoma caproni is the source of this 1434-nucleotide messenger RNA. The record is from the annotation of a GenBank genome assembly. Lineage: Eukaryota; Metazoa; Platyhelminthes; Trematoda; Plagiorchiida; Echinostomatidae.